AUGAAGAAACAAUACCCCAAAGUCUUCACAGGACUGGGCUGCCUUACAGGGGAGUACAGAAUCAAGUUGAAGCAAGACGUCAAGCCCUUCGCAUUAUCACUGCCACGACGUGUACCUCUACCGCUGCAUGACAAAGUCAAAGAGGAGCUCCAAAGAAUGGAAAAAAUGGGUGUGAUUGUGCCCAUUGAAGAGCCUACAGACUGGUGUGCAGGCAUGGUGGUGGCACCAAAGCCCAAAGGAAAAAUCAGAAUCUGCUCUGAUAUGACCCAUCUGAAUGAGUAUGUUUGCAGAGAAAGACUCAUCUUGCCGGCCGUUGACGAAACCCUGGCCAAGCUUGCAGGUGCAACGGUCUUUACUAAGCUAGAUGCUACAGCCGGAUUCUGGCAGGUACCCCUACAUCAAAAAUCAGUCCCGCUGACCACAUUUAUCACCCCGUUCGGGCGAUACUGCUACAAGAGACUCCCAUUCGGGAUUUCAUCCGCACCUGAGCAUUUUCAAAAGAGGCUCACACAGAUGCUGACAGGGUUAGAGGGGACUGUAUGCCAUGCUGAUGACAUUCUCGUGUUUGGAACAACACGUGAACAACAUGACCACAGGCUGCACAGAGUGUUAGGGCGGCUCCAGGAAGAGGGCCUGACUCUCAAUAACGACAAGUGUCAGUUUGCGGUCAACAAGGUCAUGUUCCUGGGCCACAUCGUCAGUGCAGGAGGCAUUGAAGCAGAUCCAGGAAAAAUUAAGGCAAUCACAGAGAUGCCCACGCCAAAAGACGCUGCAGACGUGAAAAGGUUUGUUGGCAUGGUCAACUACGUGGGGAAAUUCUCUCCACGGAUAUCAGAGCUCACACAACCGCUAAGAGAACUGCUCAAAACAGACACAGACUGGGUGUGGGGGAGUGCACAGCAGAGAGCGUUUGACGAGCUGCGUAAGGAACUGAGCUCACCAACAGUACUGGCACAGUACUGCCUACACAGAGAGACAAUAGUUGCAGCAGACGCUUCGUCCUUUGGGCUGGGUGGAGUAUUGUCUCAGAAGCAGCUGUCUGGAGAAUGGAGGCCAGUUGCCUUCAUAUCACGCAGCAUGACAAUCACGGAGCGUAGAUACGCCCAGAUAGAGAAGGAAGCGCUUGCACUGACUUGGGCGUGUGAACGGUUUCAGUCUUACCUGAUAGGGAUGGACUUUUUGAUACAAACUGACCACAAACCUCUCAUUUCACUGCUAGGCAGUAGAGCACUAGAUGACUUGCCACCUCGCAUUCUGAGGUUCAGGCUGCGGCUGCUUCGCUUCACGUACAAAAUUGAACAUGUGCCGGGGAAGAAAUUGAUCACAGCGGAUGCACUGUCCAGGGCACCGAUUCAAGCCCCGCCUACACCAGAGGACGAGCAGCUGGAAGAGGAUGUGUGUGUCUCCAUCAACCUAAUAAUGGAGCACUUCCCAGCGUCAGAGCAGAGGUUGGUGCAGAUCAAGACAGCACAAGAUUCAGAUGAUGUCUGCAAAAGGCUGAAAGGCAUGGUGCAAACAGGUUGGCCUCAGAACAGAAAAGCUCUUCCACCACAACUGCAGCUGUACUGGCAGUAUCAACAGGACCUGCUCGUUGUAGAGGGACUACUGAUGAAAGGCGAAAGACUCGUCAUCCCAGUCACAAUGCAAGAGGACAUGAUUAACAAAAUACAUGAAGGUCACCAAGGCAUGACAAAGUGUGUUGCCAGAGCGCAGCAGUCAAUGUGGUGGCCAGGUCUGACCAAACAGAUCAAACAGAGAGUGGAAAACUGUGCAACCUGUGCACGAGAGGCUCACAACGCGCCAGAGCCACUGCUGACCACUACGUUGCCGGAGAGGCCAUGGCAGCGUGUGGCAGUGGAUCUUUUCCAGUGGGACAAUGCCAUGUACCUUGUGGUUAUUGACUACUAUUCGCGCUACAUAGAAGUGGCUAACCUUACCUCCACCACCACAGCCCACGUGACAGGAAAGCUGAAGACUAUCUUUGCCCGUCAUGGAGUCCCGGAGACUGUCAUCUCGGACAAUGGCCCCCAGUUCUCUGCAGCGGAGUUUGCAGCCUUCGCCAGGGACUAUGACUUCACGCACACAACCAGCAGCCCCCGCUACCCUCAAAGUAACGGAGAGGCUGAGAGGGCAGUGAGGACGGUGAAAUCUCUCCUGAAAAAGGGGGAAGAUCCACACAAGGCUCUCAUGGCCUACAGGGCCACUCCUUUGACACACGGCUCAUCCCCUGCACAGCUGCUAAUGGGCCGCAACAUCAGGACACCCCUGCCGGUCAGUCAAGAGAAACUACAACCUGGAUGGCCUGACCUCCAGGAUUUCAGAAAGAAGGACCAGGACUUAAAAGAACAACAGGCCUCCUGGUUCAACAAACGACACAACACAAAGACAAGACAAGAGCUCAGACCAGGACAAAAGGUCUGGGUGAAGAACACAAAAGAAACAGGGACUGAAUGCGAGACCAGGUGGAACAGCAAAGCGGCGAUGCUCUCCUCCAUCGCCAAACAACACCGGGAGAUACGGGAGUUACUGAAGGAAAAGGGCCAAGAGCACCGUAUGGAGAGAAUACAGGUGGAGGUCCUGACUACAAUUUCAGAGUUUUUGUCACUUUUCAGAGACGCUUCGGAGGACAUGGAGGACUCGGAGCGCACUGUGAGCCCCGAUUCCAAGACCCUGACUACAUGCGACACAUUCGAUCUCGUGCAAACUGAAGACGAGAGCGCGCUUCUACCCACACCAAGCCGUCCCAUCGAGGAGAUGCCCCCUUGUGGCGAGAAUUAG
Molecule: messenger RNA, 2778 nt
Organism: Eleginops maclovinus (Patagonian blennie)
Lineage: Eukaryota; Metazoa; Chordata; Actinopteri; Perciformes; Eleginopidae
Exons: 4
Coding region: 1-2778 (925 amino acids)
Biological process (GO): DNA integration
Molecular function (GO): nucleic acid binding
Source: RefSeq, a predicted model, not a curated record